AACCCUAAUGUUCAAUUCUUAUUAACCCCAUCAGGCGCAGUGGCUGCGAUUGCUGCAGCGGCACGGCCAAUCUCCAUUUACAAUGGGCGCGUACUCCUAUAUGUCGGAGCUAUACAGGAAGAAGCAAUCCGAUGUGAUGAGAUUCCUGCUCCGAUUGAGGUGCUGGGAGUAUCGUCAGCUUCCCUCACUAGCUCGCAUCACGCGGCCCACUCGUCCUGACAAGGCUCGCCGCCUCGGCUACAAAGCCAAGCAGGGAUACGUCAUUUAUAGAGUGCGUGUUAGACGUGGAGGCCGAAAGAGACCAGUACCAAAGGGUAUUGUUUAUGGGAAACCCACAAACCAGGGUGUGACUCAAUUGAAGUUUCAGAGGAGUAAGCGUUCAGUUGCCGAAGAGCGUGCUGGAAGAAAGCUUGGUGGUCUCAGGGUUCUGAACUCCUACUGGAUCAAUGAGGACUCUACCUACAAAUACUAUGAAGUCAUAUUAGUUGAUCAAGCCCAUGCAGCCAUAAGAAAUGAUCCAAGAAUCAAUUGGAUUUGCAAUCCUGUUCACAAGCACCGAGAGCUUCGAGGACUGACAUCGGCAGGGAAGGAGAACAGAGGACUCAGAGGAAAAGGAGCUAGGUUUCACAAAGCCCGUCCCUCAAGACGGGCUACAUGGAAAAGGAAUCAGACACUCUCUCUUCGUCGCUACCGUUGAGGAGCUUUUUCUUCAUGUUAUUUUGCUAUGAAACUAGUUUACCCCUAUUCGCCAACCAUUUAUGUUUUCCCUAGGCAAUAUUGUAGUUUUGGAACACUUCCAUGCCAGGAACCGGUCAUGAUAUCUUUAAAUCACCCUUUUAUUUAUUACAGAUAUUCCAAGUUACUCUUGCUCACUCAUGAAGAGUCAUGUUUAUCAAUAUAUACAUUUUGUCCCAUAAGAUAGCCUUGUUAAGAGAAAAGAUGUUCUUUCCUACUACAUAUUUCAUGUUUUCAAAUGAAAUAUGAGUAUGUGU
Cuscuta campestris is the source of this 992-nucleotide messenger RNA. Lineage: Eukaryota; Viridiplantae; Streptophyta; Magnoliopsida; Solanales; Convolvulaceae. The record is from the annotation of a GenBank genome assembly.